This is a messenger RNA of Pollicipes pollicipes, 1522 nucleotides long. RefSeq names its product protein max. Gene Ontology annotation, molecular function: DNA-binding transcription factor activity; protein dimerization activity. Gene Ontology annotation, biological process: positive regulation of transcription by RNA polymerase II. Gene Ontology annotation, cellular component: RNA polymerase II transcription regulator complex. Lineage: Eukaryota; Metazoa; Arthropoda; Thecostraca; Pollicipedomorpha; Pollicipedidae. The transcript is spliced from 6 exons. The coding region runs from base 119 to 652 and encodes 177 amino acids. The record is from RefSeq and is a predicted model, not a curated record.
CCUCGUAUGAUGGUGCGACUGGUUGCUGGUGUUGCGUCGUUUGGUGUUGGUCCCUGAAGGGGUUUUUGUGUUGUUAUUUAUCUGGCCAGUUGUUGACCUUCGACUGAAUAAGACAAUCAUGAGUGAUGAAGAUGGAUACAAUGAUAUUGACAGUGGAGACGACGGGGAUGACGACCUGGACCUGGAGAGUGGCUAUGGAGACGGCUCCUCCGGCCAGAAGAACCAGAUGCAGUUCGGUUCGCAGGCGGAGAAGAGGGCGCACCACAACGCUCUGGAGCGGAAGCGACGAGACCACAUCAAGGAUAGCUUCUGCGGUCUGCGCGAUACCGUGCCGGCGCUGCAGGGCGAGAAGUCGAGUCGAGCGCAGAUUCUGAAGAAGGCGUCCGACUACAUCCAGUUCAUGCGGCGGAAGAACUCUGCUCACCUGCAGGACAUUGAUGACCUGCGGCAGCAGAACAGCCAGCUGGAGGAGCAGAUCCGGGCGUUGGACCAGGCGCGGGAGGAGGGCACGCUGCCCACCAGCCUGGCGCGACCGUCGUUCCUGCCGCAGCCCUACGAGCAGGGCGACUCGGACUCGGAUGAGGAGGCGGCUGGCCCGGCCGCCGGCACCGCGCGACCCGCACCCCGGACCAAGCGCAUCCGGCGCUCCUAGCGGCGCCGGGCGCGCUGGCCGCCGAACCCCAGCCCUCAGGCCUGGCCUGACCUGACCUCAGCUCUCGGACGACGCCCGGCGAGCCGUCGCGCGCGGCGUGGCGGUCACGCCGCCCGUCUGGCGUUCCGUGUCUUUCGUGCAGUGGCGCAGGUGCGAGUGCGCGGGCGGCCUCCUUCUGAAGGGAAUUCCACUCGCAAUAACGCCCGAGGCGCCCAGAGACCAGUCGGACCCUCCGCUCGUAGACAGGCUUGUUUUCAGUACAAAUUGCCCGGAAUUGACAACGCACCGCGGUGGCACGCGCGCGAAACGCUCCGGUCCUGGUCCGGUCUCUGAGUGGCGAGGCAUGAGAAUGACAGGAGAUUGGUACGACGGCGCUCGCUGGUCGGGCCCGUUCGGCGCGUGGCCGACAGCAAACCGCGCGUCGCCAGCACCGCUUCCGCACCUGUAGAGCGCACGUGACGCCCCCGUGUUAGUGCCGUCCGGCCCGACCCGGCCAUCUGUCGUGACUGUCCCGGUAGACUCGUCGAUGUGCCGCCUGGGCCCGCCCCGGUGACGGUGGUGCCCUCCGGCGGAGGAAGCCUGUCUCCCCACCGUCAAUACACGGCGCAGAGCAGACGGCGGCGAACCGCGCCUUUGGGAGGAGCUCCACACUGAGGUGGGCGGUCUGACAUGGUGCCAGGCCUCGCCCAGUGAGAAGCGGCUUUGGCCGUUUGUCGAAUAGGGUCAGUCCAACUCAACGCGUGCGCCUGGGGGAUGAAACCAGACAUACCGUCGUUUGUCGGGGUCAGUGUCCAAUGACGUCAAUGCAGGUAAUUCAAGCAUGUUUUGAAAACCGGGUGCGCGAUCUAAAAGUGGGCACUUAAUUCUGAA